AUGAACUAUUAAAUUUUCUUGAGAAUUCGAAAUUAUGAAUACGUAAACCCUAUAUUCAAAGUUGAAGAGUUCUAAAUCACUUUAAAGGUAAGAUAUGUAAAAUCUAAAUAGACACCAGGAACUAAGUAAACUGAAAAGUUCAUUUUUGAUAAUAUUUAUCAAGAUGCCACAACUGAUGAUAUUGUUAAAGAAAUAGGGUUUGAAUAAUUAAAUAAAGUGAUAAUAGUUUAUGGAUAAACUGGAAGUGGAAAAUCAUUUACUUUAUUUGGAGAUAUUCAAAAUCCUGGAAUAAUGCCUUUGAUUAUUAAAAAAUUAUUAGUUGAUAAACAUCAACUUAAAAUUAACUAUAAAUUCAUUGGAUUAGAUAUGUAAAGCAAUUAUGUCACAGAUGAUAUGACAUAAAUAAGCAUUUUUGAUAUGGAAACAGUUUGGGAAUAUUUAGCAGCAUUUUCUAAAUAAAAGCGUAAAGAACAUUUGAUUGUCACUUUGAUUAUAAAUUAAAAAGACUAAAUUAAAUUUCUAGAUUUAGCAGGACCAGAAAGAUAAACAAAAGAUCUUUCUGAACCAUAAAAGUAUUAAGAGGCUAUAUGGGCUACAUAGUAAUUAUAAGUCUUGGGAAAAUGUUUAAAUUCUUUUUCUAAAGGUAAAAUACAAUCAUUAGAAGAUUCAAAACUCACUCAAUAAUUAGGAUUUAAUCUUAAUACAUAAACCAUUUUAAUUGGUACUAUCUAUCCCACAAAUUCAAAUUAUGAUGAAACACUAUCUACAUUGCAAUAUAUAGAUAGAACUAGAAAUGCCAUUUAAUUUCCUAGAAAAGCUUCUGUAAGAACAUUAGAAAUCUCAAAAACAUAAACUUUGGAAAACCAAGUUAAGAUGUUGGAAUAUGAAAACAAAGAUUUAAAAGCUUAAAUGUAAAGACUCUAAUAAGAAUAGAAUAACAAAUUAAAAACAUUAAAAGACAUAUUAUGUAUUGAAUUUGAUUUGGAUAAUUUAAAUUGUUUAAGUUUUAAAGAAAUUCAAUAAUAUAAAAUAUAAUAAGAAGCAUUAAUUGCUAAUUAAAAUUUACAAAUUUAAUUAAAUGAAUAAUAAACAAUUAUUAAUUAAUUAAAACAAGAAAUUUCAUAAUUAAAACAAGAUAUUAAAGAUAAAUAAGAUAAAUGGUAAAAUUAAUUAGUUGAAUAAAAAUAUAAAAAUUUUAAAAUGAAUGAAUAAUGUGUUACUNUUAAUUAUAAAAAAUGAACUAUUAAAUUUUCUUGAGAAUUCGAAAUUAUGAAUACGUAAACCCUAUAUUCAAAGUUGAAGAGUUCUAAAUCACUUUAAAGGUAAGAUAUGUAAAAUCUAAAUAGACACCAGGAACUAAGUAAACUGAAAAGUUCAUUUUUGAUAAUAUUUAUCAAGAUGCCACAACUGAUGAUAUUGUUAAAGAAAUAGGGUUUGAAUAAUUAAAUAAAGUGAUAAUAGUUUAUGGAUAAACUGGAAGUGGAAAAUCAUUUACUUUAUUUGGAGAUAUUCAAAAUCCUGGAAUAAUGCCUUUGAUUAUUAAAAAAUUAUUAGUUGAUAAACAUCAACUUAAAAUUAACUAUAAAUUCAUUGGAUUAGAUAUGUAAAGCAAUUAUGUCACAGAUGAUAUGACAUAAAUAAGCAUUUUUGAUAUGGAAACAGUUUGGGAAUAUUUAGCAGCAUUUUCUAAAUAAAAGCGUAAAGAACAUUUGAUUGUCACUUUGAUUAUAAAUUAAAAAGACUAAAUUAAAUUUCUAGAUUUAGCAGGACCAGAAAGAUAAACAAAAGAUCUUUCUGAACCAUAAAAGUAUUAAGAGGCUAUAUGGGCUACAUAGUAAUUAUAAGUCUUGGGAAAAUGUUUAAAUUCUUUUUCUAAAGGUAAAAUACAAUCAUUAGAAGAUUCAAAACUCACUCAAUAAUUAGGAUUUAAUCUUAAUACAUAAACCAUUUUAAUUGGUACUAUCUAUCCCACAAAUUCAAAUUAUGAUGAAACACUAUCUACAUUGCAAUAUAUAGAUAGAACUAGAAAUGCCAUUUAAUUUCCUAGAAAAGCUUCUGUAAGAACAUUAGAAAUCUCAAAAACAUAAACUUUGGAAAACCAAGUUAAGAUGUUGGAAUAUGAAAACAAAGAUUUAAAAGCUUAAAUGUAAAGACUCUAAUAAGAAUAGAAUAACAAAUUAAAAACAUUAAAAGACAUAUUAUGUAUUGAAUUUGAUUUGGAUAAUUUAAAUUGUUUAAGUUUUAAAGAAAUUCAAUAAUAUAAAAUAUAAUAAGAAGCAUUAAUUGCUAAUUAAAAUUUACAAAUUUAAUUAAAUGAAUAAUAAACAAUUAUUAAUUAAUUAAAACAAGAAAUUUCAUAAUUAAAACAAGAUAUUAAAGAUAAAUAAGAUAAAUGGUAAAAUUAAUUAGUUGAAUAAAAAUAUAAAAAUUUUAAAAUGAAUGAAUAAUGUGUUACUCAAAAAACAUUAAUGAGCGAAAUGAUGAGAUAAAUGCAACUAGAAAAAGAAAUUUGUAUAAAAAAUGUGAUUGAAAAUUCAAAUUAAUUGUUAGAUGAAAAAACUAAUAAACUAUUUUAAUUGCCAAUUAAUGCUAACUUAAAGCAAUUAGACAAUAUUAAGAUUUAAGAAUUAAAAAAAUAAGUAAAGACCGAAAUGGAAUAAGAUUUGUUGAAACAAUUGGCAUAAAUGAAAAUAGACAAUUAAAAUAAUUUAUAAUAAAUGAAAUAAAUGCAUGAUAAUAUGUUAAAAGAUAAAAAUAAUGAAAUGGAUUAAUUUAUUUCUUAAUAUAAAAUGUAUAGAGACAAGAAAAAAAAUGUAAUAAAAGAAAUGAAAGAGGAGAUGCUGUAAAUGUAUGAGAUCAUGAAUAGAUAUUCAUAGUUAAUAAAUAAAAUUGAAAAUGGAUAAUACAGUAGUGGUAAUAAGAUUAUCACAAUUCCAAGAAAAGAUAAACCAGUUCAUCCUUCUUAAUCUCAAUUUAAACAGUAUAUAUAUAUAUGAAUUUAUUUUAGUUUAAAUCAUUUCCUUGAGAGAAAAAAAUCAUUUGAGAUUCAAAAUAAAAAAUCAUCAAGUGCAGAAAAAUCUUUUCUUUUAACUCCUAUUAAUAGGGUUUAAAGAUCUUAAACUACUUUUUAAGAUAAACCUAUAAUUGUUAAUCCAAGUGAUAUUGAACUAUUUAAUAUUAAUGAGAUGGAUAUACCUGAAUUGAGAGCUUUUAUAGUAAAAUUGAAGGAAUUACUUAAAAAGGAAUAGAAUGAAAAUAAAAUCAAAUCAGAAAAAUAAAAAUAAGAAUUAGCAGAACUAAAAAAAGGUAUUUUAUGAUAUAAUAUUGUUAGAUAGAGAAGAAAUUUAAGCUAAAUAUAAUGUAGAAAGUAAAAAAUACAAUUUGUAAAGAGUAACAAUUGAAUCUUAAAACAGACUUCUUACUAAAUUAAGACCAACAAGUUCACUCUUAAGAAAAUAGUCUUGA
Messenger RNA from Paramecium sonneborni, 3465 nucleotides. NCBI's taxonomy places the organism in Eukaryota, Ciliophora, Oligohymenophorea, Peniculida, Parameciidae. The record is from the annotation of a GenBank genome assembly.